AUGAGCAUUCGGACUGGAGAUAUCAGGAAAGGUAUCCAGCUGGCGCGUGACUUGCAUGGACGAGUGGUGAAGAGAGAUUGUGCGAUCAUACUUGAACAACUCAAGCAAUACGGUGAGGCAGCCGAUCUGUACGAGCUUGGUCAAUUCUAUGAUCGCGCAGCAGCUGUGCUGCAUGAAGGCAAAAGCUUGGUUGGCGAACUUCUACCAAAGGUUCGAUCUCCAAAAAUUCAUGCACAGUACGGAAAGAUAAUGGAGGCCGAGAAGCGCUACAAGGAAGCGGCCGUGGCAUACCGAAACGCUCGAGAUUACGACAAUCUGGUUCGGAUGCUUUUGGACCAUCUGAACAUGGCCGAAGAGGCGGUGAAAGUCGUUCGAGAAAGUCGAAGUGUUGAAGGAGCGAAACUGGUUGCGAAGUUCUUCUCCCAACUGGGUGACCACGCAUCUGCUAUCCGUUUCUUAGUGUUGAGUAACUGCCAUCAGGAAGCAUUUCAACUUGCCGAAACGACAGACCACAUGGCGGAGUAUGCGGACUCCGUGGAGGCUGACGGCGCUACCCAAGAUCAAAUGGCUCAACUUGCCGAGCAUUUCGCUGGAGUUGGAGAUGCCCAUAACGCUGGACGGUUCUAUCUACGUGCAGGACACUAUCGAGCUGCACUAGAGUAUCUUAUGGCAUGUGGUGAGAACCAUGAGUCACUCGUGUUGGCUAUCGAAUGCGUGGCAGCUGCUGGUGACAAUAAGCUAACGGCCAGACUUACCGACUAUCUCAUGGGCGAGGUCGACGAUAUACCGAAGGAUGCCAAAUAUCUAUUCCGACUAUAUGUCGCCCUUGGAAUGACUAGAGAGGCUGCAACGACGGCAGUGGUGAUCGCACGUCAAGAACAGGAACGUGGAUCAUACACAGUCGCACGAAAUGUCCUUUUGGCUAUGUAUCAGGAGCUGGUAGAGAAACAGAUCAAAGUUCCUUAUGAUAUGCAGAAUAGCUUAAUGAUAAUACACUCCUAUCUGAUUGUUAAGAGCUUGUUGAGAAGAAACGAAACCCUGAGGGCAGCUAGAAUGCUGAUUCGUACAACGGCCAACAUCAGUCGAUUUCCAGCGCGUGAGUUAUUAGUUUCCAAAAAUAUAUCACAAUUUUUUUCAUACCCCCACUAUUUACCUCUAAUGAAUCCCACUACUCUUAAAUGA
This is a messenger RNA of Cooperia oncophora, 1182 nucleotides long. The record is from the annotation of a GenBank genome assembly. Lineage: Eukaryota; Metazoa; Nematoda; Chromadorea; Rhabditida; Trichostrongylidae.